AUGCAGGGCAGCAAAAGAGAGGUACCCCCUCCAGAUGCUCAGGGGGGCCCCCAGGGGGCCCCCGAGGGCCUCGCAAGGCGGCGCAGGGUUCAAUUUGCUGCAGAGCCUGCAAUUCAUGAAGCAGCAGCAGCAGCAGAUGAAUACGAAGACGAUUCUCCAGCAGCAACAGCAGCAGCUGCUGCAGCUGCAGCAGCAGCAGCAGGCGAAGAUGAACCCUCGUUGGCGGAUAUCCUUGAUGCAAAGUACUCAAAGACGAAGGUUGAAGACAUCCGCAGACAAAAGAAAUUAAUGUUAAAAGGAGCUUCGCGUUUAGGGUUAGGGCCCCUUGCUUUAGACUUUGCUACGUCGAACUGUGCAGCAGCAGCAGCAGCAGCAGGAGAAGACGAUCCAAACCAAGUGAGGGGUUUUAAUUAA
This is a messenger RNA of Eimeria acervulina, 414 nucleotides long. Its product is annotated as CD2 antigen cytoplasmic tail-binding protein 2, putative. The transcript is spliced from 2 exons. Lineage: Eukaryota; Apicomplexa; Conoidasida; Eucoccidiorida; Eimeriidae. The record is from RefSeq and is a predicted model, not a curated record. The coding region runs from base 1 to 414 and encodes 137 amino acids.